Messenger RNA from Drosophila takahashii, 4011 nucleotides. RefSeq lists its product as uncharacterized. Lineage: Eukaryota; Metazoa; Arthropoda; Insecta; Diptera; Drosophilidae. The record is from RefSeq and is a predicted model, not a curated record.
UUUCGAAUCAUCUGCAAUAUUUUGGAGCAUUCAAAUUGCAACUGCAAUUUUAUGGAUUUCGUUUAAGAACUGAAUUUGUGGGGCAGGACGGAAAAAAAAGAAAGAACUUGCAACUGGUUGGAGGAGAAGGAGAACCCAAAACCAGAAACCAGAGACAGGAAAACAUAGCGGCAAGCAAAGUGUUGCAUACUUGGCACAAAUAGCAAAGUGUGAGGAAGAAAGGAUACGGAUACGGAAGCGGAUAUACAUAUAUAUAUAUAUAGGGAGAUAUAGAUAUAUAUAGACGGGCAACAUGCCGUCGUCAGCAAUAAAUAAAACAGCACGCAGUGUUGCCAAUGCGAUCCAAUUGCUGGCAAUCGUUCUCUAUUGCUGCUGUCUGGUGCAUGGACAACAGCAGCAGCAGCAGCAGCAACAACCCCAGCAACACUUGAAGUACCAGCAAUUGCAAUAUCAAAUGCAGCAGCAAUAUGAAUACCAGCAGCAGCAGCACUACCAGCAGCAGUUCCAGCAGCAACAGCAACAACAGCAGCAGCAGCAACAUUUGACACCCACAGCAACACUGGCUCAUCAUCAGCAGCAGCAGCAACACGAGGAGCAAAUCGACUUGCUGUCCACUCAGCCAACUCAGCUCCUGCAGACGGGUGUCUCGCUGAUUGUGGAGGACUCCAAGGGCUCCGGCGAUGGAAAUGCAAAUGGAAAUGGCAAUGGCAACGGAGGCGUUGGCUCCUCCAGCCGCCGUCGAACCGCUCAGUUGGCCACGCGAAAGCGGAAGCGACGCCCCCAACUUCCGUUGGCCACGAUGGGCGCCACGGAGGAGGAUUCGGGGGCGGAUCCCACCGCCGCCUAUUGGCGCGGUCAUGUGGAGGACGAUGCGGAUGCGCUGCCGCGGCGGAGGACUCAACCGUUGGUGCGGGAGCCCAUGGCGGCGCUUGAGAGGAUGGGCGAAAGGGAGAAGCAGCGCCAGCGGGUUGAGGACGCCAGUCCGCAGAGCAGUAAUCCCAGCAAGGCCUAUCGACGUCCCUAUGGGCAGUCGAAGAAGGAGCCACUAGUGGUGGAAAGUGGAGGAGGAGAGGCAGCGGUAGCCACGCCCACCAAAACCUCCGUGGACCUGAAGAACAUCCUCAAGAAUUCGGGCGGCCUGAGUCUCAGUGAGAUUCUGCAGCAGAAGAAUCUCUCGCUGGACGAUCUGCUCAAGGGCAAGCAGAAUGCUCUGCUGGCACUGCAAACGACAGCGGUUGCUCCACCAGCCUCCGCCGCCGUUUCUCGAGGGGAUUCCGGGCAGAAAAAGGCACCUGGCCAGCAGAAUAAGCAGGGAGUACGCCGACUGCCCGCUGCCUAUACCACCACUAGCACCGCCUCCUCCUCCUCCGAGGAUGAUUCCCUGGUGGCCACCAAGGGAAAGGCCAAAUUCCCCACCGCCCUGCAGCGCCUGAAGCUCUUUGGCAGCUCUUCGCGGGAGAGCAGCACCACAAGACGCAUUCUGGGUGGAAGCAGCACCACCAUGGCCACCACUGGAAGUAGUAGCACCACCAGCACCACCACCACCCGCGUGCCACUCUACAAGAAGCGACAGCAUCUGCGGUCCACCCUAAAGCCACCGGGGCUCUUCAAGGCGAUCUCAAGCAGUAGUAGCACUAGCAGCACCACAACGGAAGUGACCACCACUAAUCAAGCGGAGGUGGAGACCAGCACCGCCUACUCCACCACCACAGAGAGUCCAGAAGAAGAGCAGGAGCAGGAGGAUAACUCGGAGGAGCAGCCUGAUCAGGAGGCGGAGGAACCCGAGGAGGAAGCUGAGCCACCCACUGAAUCUCCACCUGCUCCUUCCUCCUCCUUAUCCUCCUCCUCCCUGCCCCCCGGCAAUCCCCGCUACCGCUUGAGAAACUCCAGCGUAAAAGAGAAUCCCAAGCGUUUGAAGGACAACUUCAUAGGCAGCCACAUGGGCGAGAGCAACGAGGAGGGAUCUGGGGAAGUGGGUGAGCCCAGUUCGACCACAUCAUCACCUCCUCCGCUGAAUAAAAGCAGCGAGGAAUUGAACUACGGCGAUGGAGAUGAGCUGGAGAACUUCUUCGAUGAGGUGGAGAGUCACACGCAUCACACUCGAGUGCCGGCACCGCCACUAGGAUCUGCUUCUCCCACUCCUGGAGCACCUUCCUCCUCCUUCGAACCUCCAGCCCCAUCCUCCUCAUUUGCACCGCCACCACCGCCGCCCGUUAAACCGCCGCAACUGAACAUCAUCGACGACGUGGACGAUCGCACGGAUCUGCUGGAGCUGAUCGAGGAUCGGCGGUCGGGCAACCGAUUGUUUAAGGUCCUGGAGCAGCGCAACAUGACGCUGGAGGAGCUGAUCGAGCACAGGAAGCGCGGCUCCAGCCAGCUGCAUCUGUCCACCAUUGUGAGCGGCGGCGAUGAGCACUCGCGGCUGUAUCCCGGGCAGAAGGUCCUGCUGCAGGACAACAUGGACAUUGUGACGGCCUUCGAGAACUUCCCGCACUUCAACUUGAUGGAUUUGAAGAGCGUCAAGCCCGACGAGAUCAAGACGGACUCGCAGGGCUCCAGCUACUUCACCUCCAUCAUCGACAUCGAGCCGAACGACGAGGUCAAACCGAUGGGAGGUCGAGGUAUUACGGCUCUCAGGCUGCGCAAGCAGCGCCAGCGGUGGGCGGAUAAAAGGGGUCCCGCCUACGCACAGACUGCCUCCUCCUCCUCGGCGACCAUUGGAGCGGCCACGGGCACCAUUGCGAUCAAUGCGCGCGGCGAGAAGUCGCUGGGGCUGGGCUUCUUUCCCUCGUGGAAGACUUUGGCCCUGGCCUCCUUGGCCACGGGUACGGAGGAGCGGAAUCCCUACUUUCUGCCGCCACCGCGACUGCUGCUUGAUGGGAGUGGGAGUGGCAGUUCCGAAUCCAAUCCCACGGACAGCAUUGACAUCGAUCUGAGUGUGAGUCCCUAUGGAAAUGGUGGUAAUGCCUCCUCCUCCGUAAACAACAGGAUGCCUGCGAGCAACGAUGACGAUGUGAUCGAUGAGAUCGAGAACGAGGUGGCGCGUGCCCAUGAUCUGCUCGAUCUGGAGCUCUCCGGUCCCGGUUUCCAUCGCAGUCCGGCGGCAGCGGCGGCCACUUCGGCCGUUUCACAACAGCACCUGAGCAGCCUGUACGCCAGCAUGCCGUCGGGAAUUCGAUCGGCCAUUGUGGCCAGCACGGCGAUUGUGAUCACGGCACUUUCCACCUUCCUGGUCAUCUUCGUGGUCUGCCGUUGGAAGCAGCAGCGCAGGCGGAAGAGCAGCUACCUGCGCACCUACAAUGCGAUGAAGAGCAAGCUGCCGCAGAUGGUGCAGCCCUCGCGACGUCCCUCGAUGCGCCAGCAUAUGGAGGAGCUGGUCAUAGGAUCGAGUGGAGGUUCUAAAGGAUCAGGAUCGGGUGCAAGCUCUGGAGCCGGCAUAGCUAGCAUCUCCACCUCGGUGGCCUGCUGCACGCCCGUCCAUCAGCUGCAGCGGCAGAGCUCGCUGAUGUUUGCCCGCGAUGGAAGCGCCACUUUGAGCACCGCCACCUCGCUGACCACCAACAGCACUACGAACAGCAGCACGAGCAUCGCGGGGCAGGGAAACCAGCCUCACCCCAAUCCCUCUUCAGAGGCGCUGAGAAGUGGCAUCUCGCUGAGAAGUGCCCACCAGAAGCUCAACACCAUGGACCCCAAUUCGCCGGAGGUGCAGGAAUAUCUAUUCGACACGCUGCGCAAGUCCUUCGACAAUUAGGCAACUCUAGUGACAAAUAGACCGUUGUUUAGGCCAAGUUUUAUAUAAAUGUACACUCACACAAACCCCGAAAGAAGCAAACAAGUUAGUCGAUUAAUUAGUUUAAGCAGGCGGAAGUGGUGAGGAAUUUUUUUGAGCUCGAUUAGAGGAACAUUCUGUGAGAGAAAGUAAAACUAAAGAAAAACUAACGAAAAUAAACGUAGAAAUCACACAUUUGGACAGUGCGUGGCAUAUUUAUUUCAAGAGAAAUCGAUUUGCAA